AAGUCAGUAGAAGUUCAAAAGCUAAAGCAAGCAAACAAAACUUCAAUAACAAAAAACUUCAAUUCAACUAUUUUAGUUAAAACUCAAGCUUGGAAAUGCGUGGAUUCAUUGUUUUGUGUUUAUGUGCCGUGUCUAUGGCUGCCCCUCAAGGUUAUAAUUACAAUCAAGGUGGUGUAUCAGUGCCACAAUCUGGACCUGGUGGUUUUGGUGGCAGUUUUGGCGGUGUAGCUACUACUGCUACUGGUGGUGGUGCUUUCUUCCAAGGUGGUCAAAGUUUACAACAAUCCAGCUUUGGAGGACACCAACAAGUGCAACAGCAGCAUCAACAAGCUAUUGUUUCAAAACGUUUCUUUAUACACUCCGCUCCUGAAGAUGUAGAAGAAGAUUACAAAGAAAAACACAUCACUGUUGGUGUACCAAAGAAGAACUACAAUGUUGUGUUCAUUAAAUCCCCAUCUAAAUCAAACAAGAAGACUGCCAUCAAAAUUAGUCCUGCUCCAAAUGAGGAAAAGACUGUCAUUUAUGUGCUCAGCAAGAAAACCGAUGCUUCCGAUAUCCAAGCCGAAGUUAUUGAACAUCCUACCACCACUGCCAAACCUGAAGUAUUCUUCAUUAAAUACAAGACCAACGAAGAAGCCAACCAUGCCCAAGAGCAAAUUCAAGCUCAAUAUGAUGCUUUGGGUGGUACCAGCCAAGUUACCGACGAAGGUGUUGCUCCAGUUACUUCAGUUAUUGGUUCAUUGGGUGGUGAUGCCGGUGCUACUGCAGGUGCUGGUGCUCAUGUUGGUGGCUCUGCCAACUUUGGUGGAGUUCAAAACGGCUCCGGCAGUUUUGGCGGUGUUCAAUCUGGUGCCAUUUCCGGUGCUACCAAUAGCAAUGCUUAUUUGCCACCAAAUUUCUAUUAAAUGAUUUCUCUAGUUAGUUGAAUUGCAGUCUGACUUUACUUUUUACAAAAAAAAAGUAAAGAGGACAAAAUAUUGUUAUUGUUGUUUGUUAAUAUUUUGUUAUUGUGUUUUGUUAUACAUAAGUAUUAAUGUUUAGUUAAUCUCCUUUAUACAUUUUAGUAAUAAAUUGUUUUAUAACUAUUUUUUUAAAGAAAUAUAAGUUUUAAAUGUUUUCUUUUAAACCUG
Lucilia cuprina (Australian sheep blowfly) is the source of this 1130-nucleotide messenger RNA. RefSeq lists its product as uncharacterized. Bases 96 to 905 code for a protein of 269 amino acids. The record is from RefSeq and is a predicted model, not a curated record. The transcript has 2 exons. Lineage: Eukaryota; Metazoa; Arthropoda; Insecta; Diptera; Calliphoridae.